Messenger RNA from Exophiala oligosperma, 1405 nucleotides. Its product is annotated as acyl-CoA thioesterase II. The transcript is spliced from 2 exons. Gene Ontology annotation, cellular component: peroxisomal matrix. Gene Ontology annotation, molecular function: fatty acyl-CoA hydrolase activity. The coding region runs from base 178 to 1227 and encodes 349 amino acids. The record is from RefSeq and is a predicted model, not a curated record. Gene Ontology annotation, biological process: acyl-CoA metabolic process; fatty acid catabolic process. NCBI's taxonomy places the organism in Eukaryota, Fungi, Ascomycota, Eurotiomycetes, Chaetothyriales, Herpotrichiellaceae.
GUCUCACUGUACUUGCACGGCCUCAACUACGAAGUGGUGAAAACAACGAGGGCAGCAGGUGAUUGUUUCUGGGCUUGUGCAAAUACCUGACUGUUGAUAUGAUGUCUGAAGCAACUUGCCUGAUUCUGGGAUAUCGGUGAACUUCCCAGGGACGUGAGGAGUCAAGUUAGCAACAGCAUGGACUCGAAAGUCACGCCUCUUCGAGGGAAAGACCCGAUCUCUUUCAAACGCUUGAUGGCCCUAAAAUCGAUUGGCGAUGAUGUUUUCCAGUCACUGACCGCUGCUUGGCCACCUGCACCGUUCCAACGAGCAUUCGGCGGCCAUGUCUACGCCCAAGCCAUGUACGCUGCAAGCAGGACGGUGGAAAAAGGACUCGUCUUACAUUCAAUAACGGGCUACUUUAAUCUUCCCGGGGCAAUAGACCUGCCAUUUGUCUAUCGCGUACGGAGGCUUCGAGACGGAGGGAUAUACUGCCUCAGAUCAGUCGAUGUAUAUCAGCAAUCCAGCGCUGCCGGGCAAGGAUCUCAGCCAUGUUUCACAGCUACGAUGUCAUUCAAACGGUCAGAGAAGAACAAUGGCAAAUGGCGAGAUUUCGAACAUCAAAACGUGUCCAAGGAGCAUAUCAGGAAGGAUUAUAGCAGUGUCUUGGACGGGUUGGCUCCUCAGGACCACCCCCUAGCCCCAGGGGCUGACUCACAGUGGUGGGAGGAGCAAGAGGCUGAGCGCUGGAACAAAACGGCGGCAGCGUUCCCAGGUGUCGAGAUGAGGAGGGUGGAUAUGCACAAGCACAACGGAAUUGUGGAACGUGGUGGUGGUACGGAUGGGCAAGGCGCGUCGAGGUGGCGAGCUCUGCAUUUCUAUCGGCUCAUACAAGAUGAAGAAGACACGAACCUCCAAGAAGAGACUGAUCUGAACCUUCAUGCCGCGGCUCAUUUGUAUGCGUCAGAUCGCAAUUCGCUUUUCCUCGUGCAGAGGGCACUGGGCUAUGAGCAUGUGCCAACUACUAUGGCAUCGCUGUCACACACGGUCGUCUUCCACGGUCUCGCGGAACAUUUGUGUUUGGUGGACGAGGCAAGGACGUCAAAGUGGUUUGUCCAGGAGGCGUGGACAAGUCACAGCGGUGAUAAUCGUGGUUGUCAUAAUAGUCGACUUUGGGAUCAUGCGAGUGGGAGAGUCAUCGCGACGACAAUACAGGACGGGAUGCUCAGAUUUCCGAGUCAUUUGUAAAGAGAGGGAGGGGAGCUCUUGAGACCUGAAUGGAUUAAACAUAGCAAGCUUCAACCAAGACUAGAUAACCAGUCUGGCUGGACAUUGGGAGGGAGGACUCCUUGAAGGCAAAGAAUUCGAGAUCUAUGUACGAUGUCAGAUGGGAAAGUUAGCAGAGUAAAAUCAAUGCUGGUAAAUG